CAACACUAGUAUCCUCGUUUCUGGUGCAAACAUGUCUCGCAGUGCCCGCCCCCUCACAUCCGCCCGUGUGCUGCACAAGAUCAAGGAGUUGACCACGCCGGAGACCAGCGCCAAGUUCGUGUUCAACCGCAAUCCGAGGAAUCUGGAGAGAUUGCGGAUUGCCUAUAAGCCCGGCGGCUAUCACCUGGAGAAACCCGGCAGGUCCUACUGGCACACACUGGAGAUCAAUACCAGCGGCCGAUAUGUGAGCGCCGAGGUGAAGCAUUUCGAGAAUGGAACCAUCUUGAGCGCCAGCACCCAGGAGUGGGCCAUAAAGCAGCAGCUGUACAAGACCAACGACACGGCCGCCUUCGUAAACCUGGGGCGCGUGCUGGCCCAACGUUGCCUGCAAUCCGGCAUCACUGAGAUGACCUGCAACGUGGAGGCCGUGCCCGGAAGCAAGCUCCAGAAACUGCUGCAAACCCUCAAGGAUAAUGGGGUCUCCUUCGAGGAACCCGCUCGCCUGCCCAACACACAGCCCUGGGAUGCCAAGCGGCACGAAAAACCCUGGGAGGUUACCGAACAGGCCCUGGGCACCACGACGCCCCAGAAGUCUGAUAAAUAACAAACACAGCCACCGCUUAGUUUUCGUUUCGUUUAGAAUAAACGUUGAUUAUUAUGCUAAUUA
Drosophila serrata is the source of this 667-nucleotide messenger RNA. RefSeq names its product mitochondrial ribosomal protein L18 (gene mRpL18). Gene Ontology annotation, biological process: translation. Lineage: Eukaryota; Metazoa; Arthropoda; Insecta; Diptera; Drosophilidae. Gene Ontology annotation, cellular component: ribosome; mitochondrion. The record is from RefSeq and is a predicted model, not a curated record. Gene Ontology annotation, molecular function: structural constituent of ribosome; 5S rRNA binding.